UCGCCUUCGUGUUGUUCUCAGACUCGGGCUGUGGGGGUCGGUGCGGAUAUUCAAUCAUGAAGUCAGGCUAGGGUCUUCUUCCGCAGCAACGAGGCGGGCGAGCCUGUGUCCUGGGGCCCAGCCCUCCAGUGAGGAGGUGGCCAUUUGAAAAACUGUUAGCAAAUGGAAGAUAGAAGAAGAAAGUUCCACAUAAGAACAGUGCCCAAGCAAAGGUAUAGAAAGGUACAGAAAACAAAGGUGACUUUCCAACAAGAUGCUGCUCUCCAUAGGGAUGCUUAUGCUGUCGGCCACACAAGUCUACACCAUCUUGACUGUCCAGCUCUUUGCAUUCUUAAACUUACUGCCUGUAGAAGCAGACAUUUUAGCAUAUAAUUUUGAAAAUGCAUCUCAGACAUUUGAUGAUCUUCCAGCAAGAUUUGGUUAUAGACUUCCAGCUGAAGGUUUAAAGGGUUUUUUGAUUAAUUCAAAACCAGAGAAUGCUUGUGAACCCAUAGUGCCUCCACCAGUAAAAGACAAUUCAUCUGGCACUUUCAUCGUGUUAAUUAGAAGACUUGAUUGUAAUUUUGAUAUAAAGGUUUUAAAUGCACAGAGAGCCGGAUACAAAGCCGCUAUUGUUCACAAUGUUGAUUCUGACGACCUCAUUAGCAUGGGAUCCAACGACAAUUUCAGAAGAAGGCCUAUGAGGCCAGGCAGUGUGCUCCUGGAGAGUGAAGUGCAUGAAGCUGUGAGAGUGAAGCCAAAAGUACGGAGGAGACCUCAAGAAGUUGUGGAAGCCAGGAACAUGGAACAUCUGAAGGAAGUCACAAGGAUUGAUGUGUUAAAGAAAAUUGACAUUCCAUCUGUCUUUAUUGGUGAAUCAUCAGCUAAUUCCCUGAAAGAUGAAUUCACAUAUGAAAAAGGGGGCCACAUUAUCUUAGUUCCAGAAUUUAAUCUUCCUCUGGAAUACUAUCUAAUCCCCUUCCUCAUUAUAGUGGGCAUCUGUCUCAUCCUAAUAGUCAUUUUUAUGAUCACAAAAUUUGUCCAGGACAGACACAGAGCUAGAAGAAAUAGACUUGGUAAAGAUCAACUUAAGAAACUCCCAGUACAUAAAUUUAAGAAAGGACCUUGCACUUGUGAGGCAGGAGAUGAGUAUGAUGUAUGUGCCAUUUGUUUGGAUGAAUAUGAAGAUGGAGACAAACUCAGAAUCCUUCCCUGUUCCCAUGCUUAUCACUGCAAGUGUGUAGACCCCUGGCUAACUAAAACCAAGAAAACCUGUCCAGUCUGCAAGCAGAAAGUUGUUCCUUCUCAAGGUGAUUCUGACUCUGACACAGACAGUAGUCAAGAAGAAAACGAAGUGUCAGAACACACCCCUUUGCUUAGACCUUUAGCCUCUGUCAGUGCCCAGUCAUUUGGGGCUUUGUCAGAGUCCCACUCACAUCAGAACAUGACAGAAUCUUCAGACUUUGAGGACGAUGACAAUGAAGAUACUGACAGCAGUGAGGCAGAAAAUGAAUUGAAUGAACACAGUGUUGUGGUCCAGUUGCAGCCUAAUGGUGAGCAGGACUGCAACAUAGCAAAUACCGUGUGACUUUCAGGAGACAGGUUUAUUUCCCUUUGAAACAUUUAUUUAGGUAUAUAAUGAUUUUUUGCUCCUUUUAGAGACUUCUGUAGAAAUACUUAUUUUUUAGUGUUCUAAUUUAAUCAGAUUAUGAAAACAGGCUUUUAUCUGGUACUUAUAUGCAGGACUAUACUUCAUUUACUAAUAAGUAAUAACAGACUGGUGCUGUAACUCAGGCAUCAAGGAUGAAAAUAUAACCAAAACAUUUUUUAAAAAUCUCCAUAUAGCUCACGAUUAAGACUUAGAUUACAGUAUGCAAAUGUUUUGUUGUUUUACACAUGAAAUCAGCACCGUGGCUAUCUAGCAUGAGCUAAAGCCAAUGCUCACAGAUCCCUACAGUCACCUAAAAAUGAGUUGGAAUAUGUUCUGGUAUUUCCCCAAGUUGCCUUCAUUAGUGAGAAGCAACAAGGUAUUUUACCAUUUCUCCUCCUAUCAGCACCACAUAGAAAACUCUGUCUUCAUUUCUCUUCCCAGUCUUAAUCCUGAUAUGAAAGAUCUGUAACUGGUGCAGAUUUCAAAGGGUUUUAUUACUAGUGUUAAGUAUGAGUAUGAUUCAACAGGUAAUGUCUUUGGACUUACCAGAUUUCAGUAUCCUUAAGGGUUUUGUGUUGUGAUCAAAGCAAAAAGAAAAUGCUGCAUAAAAAUACCAAACUUCAGCAACUGUUAAUACUCAGAUCAUAUACCUCUUAAUAAGGAGCAUCUUGUGCUAAUCAGCCCUGCUAACCUAUGUACAGAGAAACUGUUCGAAGUAUUGGAUUUGAAAAUAAGUGCUUCUGUUUAACAGAAUUAAUGUACAGAAAUGAUGUAUUAUGAAAAGCUAAAUUAUACACCAUUUUAACUAUGUAGAAAUUAUAGAAAUGUAUACUCAAACUAAGAAUUUUUAUAUGGCCUUGUAUGAGGGGAGUCUGAAUGUUAAUAAAAAUUUUCCAUUUAAAAAACUA
Messenger RNA from Heterocephalus glaber (naked mole-rat), 2538 nucleotides. The record is from RefSeq and is a predicted model, not a curated record. Lineage: Eukaryota; Metazoa; Chordata; Mammalia; Rodentia; Bathyergidae.